AAGACAAGAAGGAAGAAGAGGAGGAGGAGGAAGGAGGAGGAGAGCGGGCCGGAGGGCGUCAGAUCCGGGGGCCCUGGCCCUGGCCUGGCCCGCUGCUGCUUGAUGCGGGCUGCUGCCCUGGCUCGAGUGCCAUGUCGUACCCUCAGGGCUACCUCUACCAGCCCUCGGCUUCCCUGGCCCUCUACUCCUGUCCGGCCUACAGCCCCAGCGUCCUCUCCGGACCCCGGACCGAUGAGCUGGGACGCUCCCCCUCCGGCUCGGCUUUCUCGCCCUACGCCGGAUCCACCGCCUUCAGCGCCGCUUCCCCGGGAUACAACUCCCACCUCCAGUACGGGGCAGACCCCGCCGCCGCAGCAGCAGCAGCCGCCUUCUCCUCCUACGUG
Messenger RNA from Sceloporus undulatus (fence lizard), 383 nucleotides. RefSeq names its product iroquois-class homeodomain protein IRX-5-like. The record is from RefSeq and is a predicted model, not a curated record. The transcript has a single exon. Gene Ontology annotation, biological process: regulation of transcription by RNA polymerase II; cell development; neuron differentiation. Lineage: Eukaryota; Metazoa; Chordata; Lepidosauria; Squamata; Phrynosomatidae. Gene Ontology annotation, cellular component: nucleus. Gene Ontology annotation, molecular function: DNA-binding transcription factor activity, RNA polymerase II-specific; RNA polymerase II cis-regulatory region sequence-specific DNA binding. The annotation marks the transcript as partial.